GAAUGGAAAGAGCCACUGACAUCAACACCAUAAAAGAAAAUGGCGUAUUUCGUGCAGUUCUGCACUUCGCAAAGAAUCUGAAGAUUGAUCUUAGAUGUCAGCACGGACUCUCUAUAGAAAGUGAGCUGAUCAGAGAAGAACAUCGUACCUGACAAAGAACAGGCAUCAAAUCUGCUCACCAUGGAUUCCGAUCGCAUGGACGCAGAAAAUCGGCUACUCGCGGACGACCUUUCAAAAAAAGUGUCGCAUUUGAAAAGUCUUGCUUACGAUAUCGAAGUGGAAACCAAAGAGCACAACCGUUUGCUUGAUAGUUUGGGCUGGGAUUUUGAAGGCUCCCGUGGCAUUCUCUCUGGAAGUAUGGGCCGAGUCGGCAAGCUCCUGGGUUCUAACAAAGGCAACAGAAGGCUCAUGUGCUAUGUUAUUGUCACAGUGGUAGCGCUCGUCCUCUUAGGUUACACUUUAGCCAGUCGAGCGACUAAACGCUGAAAAUGUGCUUGAAACACUCUUACGAGUGAUGUACUAGAUAUGCAUCAUUGUGAAACUGUGCUAAAUGAGCGAACAUUUCACUGCAGGCUCAGUGGGUGCACGUGCAAAUGACAUGUAGCUUCGAUCAUUAUGUGGGUAUAUAUAUAUAUAUUAGUUUUUGCUGCAUACAUAUGUUCUCCAUCUCCUAGAUAUUUGGUGAGACUAUUUCACUGUCUUGUGUAGACCAUAUUAAGAUGCAAGAGGGGAGGGAAUCGUCUGUCCCAGGGAAGAAACGUCUGUCCUAAUUGACUUUCAUCUGAUCUUCUAAUGGACUAAUCUUCUCAUAUUCCUCCAAAGUACGAUCGUACGAUCGUAAUUCUAUGAUGUGCAUCUUUUUCUUCACCAAAGCUGAAUCACAUUCAUGACCCCACCAACACUUCCCCCCCCACAAGUACAGUUUUGACCGGGAUUGCCACUGAAGGGAUAUUCAAAUCUGAAUCAUCUUGCACAUAUAUUUGUCUUUGUUCUGCUCCAGUGUCCUAGCAACAUUCCUGGCAACAUCCUUCUCCCGAUAUUUUCUGUUUGUUGCGUAUAGUAAUGUGCACACCGCAUAUGAGUGGCAUGUGCAUUUGUGUCGUGUGGCACACAGAAUAUUCUUCGCUCCUUCUCUGUUUCUCUUGCGUUGCUCUUUGGUCCUCAGAAGCAAGGUUUUGCACAUCUUCAAUAGGAAAUAAUAAAGUGGUUUGAACACAA
This is a messenger RNA of Ornithodoros turicata, 1218 nucleotides long. Its product is annotated as BET1-like protein. Bases 181 to 486 code for a protein of 101 amino acids. Gene Ontology annotation, biological process: retrograde transport, endosome to Golgi; regulation of retrograde vesicle-mediated transport, Golgi to ER. Gene Ontology annotation, molecular function: SNAP receptor activity. Lineage: Eukaryota; Metazoa; Arthropoda; Arachnida; Ixodida; Argasidae. The transcript is spliced from 4 exons. Gene Ontology annotation, cellular component: SNARE complex. The record is from RefSeq and is a predicted model, not a curated record.